GCUGGCAACACUGGCGUGAAACGAUCUACUGUCUGAGUCAACACCUGUCAGGGAGGAGCAACAGCCGCCGCUGGGAGGAUCACUGUUGUGGCUGCGAUCGGUCCUGCAUCGAUCUUCCAUAAUAUAAGAAUUUGUUGGUGUAACCCAGCAUGUCAGAAAAACCUGUACGUGUUGGUCAGCGGGUGGAGGUCAUUGGCAAAGACACCCAGGGGACUGUAGCCUUUGUCGGCACAACACACUUCUCACAAGGCAAGUGGGUUGGCGUUGUUUUGGAUGAGAAGAAAGGCAAGAACAAUGGCUCAGUGCAGGGAAAGACUUACUUUCAGUGUGAUGAUGGAUGUGGCAUCUUUGUACGGACAAGUCAGCUGGUGGUGCUGAGUGGGGGAGAUGACACUGAAGAGGAAGGCUCCACCACCCCUUCAGCCUCCUCUUCAGCUAGCACUCCUGCUUCUGAUAAGCCCCGUUCCAGCUCCCAUCGGCUGGAGAGAAGACCCUCCAGGUUUGGGGGUCAAUCCAGGUAUCUUCCUUUAUAUUUUAACAUUUUGUUUUCAGACCCAAUUUAAUAGUCAGUCAUGAGU
Molecule: messenger RNA, 578 nt
Organism: Eriocheir sinensis (Chinese mitten crab)
Lineage: Eukaryota; Metazoa; Arthropoda; Malacostraca; Decapoda; Varunidae
Product: dynactin subunit 1-like
Exons: 5
Coding region: 150-563 (137 amino acids)
Biological process (GO): establishment of mitotic spindle orientation; nuclear migration
Cellular component (GO): spindle pole; axon; microtubule associated complex
Source: RefSeq, a predicted model, not a curated record